Dibothriocephalus latus is the source of this 978-nucleotide messenger RNA. The record is from the annotation of a GenBank genome assembly. Lineage: Eukaryota; Metazoa; Platyhelminthes; Cestoda; Diphyllobothriidea; Diphyllobothriidae.
AUGGUUGUUUUCCAUUUGACUUCAGAUUAUUUGUUAGUUUUCCUAACUAGGUCCUUUGCUGUUUUUUCCUUCCUCGUAGAUACAGCCAUGUCUGACGAAGACUUACAAGAAGACGAAUUUAGUGUGGAGAAGAUUUUACGUGUUCGCAUUCGAAACGGGAAAAAAGAAUAUUUCUUGAAGUGGAAGGGCUAUCCCGACGAAGAAAAUACAUGGGAACCCGAGGAAAACCUUGAUUGCCCGGAUUUGAUUAAGGAAUUCGAGGACCGAAGGGCUGCUGAACGGAACUCAAAAUUAAAGAGUCCUCUUCCGUCAAGUAGUAAGAGAUCAACAGUAACACCAAAAACCGACUCUUCUGGUGAUGCUCCAAAAGAGACUGAGACUCGCAAGAGCCGUUCGCGUGCCUCUUCGUCUAGGACAUCUAUGUCUGAGGAUCCGAGUUCUAGCACACAAAAAGCUCCUGUGAACGAGGCACCAAAAGCCACAAAGAGGAGGCGAACAAUUUCGAGUGAUUCAGAAGAAAAGGAAGAUAAGCAACCCAGUGCUCAUGUCUCACCAGAGAAGAAGAUUGAAAAGACUUCUACACCUGAAAAGGUUUUUGAUUUAUACAUCUUUAUGCAUGUAGUACGUCUCCAAGAUCCAAUAAAAUGUAAUUACUACUGUUCCAUGUUGCUAAAAUGGCUGCAUUUCCUUCUGCAGCCUCCUCAGAAGACCACGGAAACGCCCGCAGCAGCAUCUAAAGUAAGAGGCUUUGAUCGGGGGCUCAAAGCAGAACGCAUAAUCGGAGCGACUGAAUCAAGCGGUGAACUCAUGUUUUUAAUAAAAUGGCGUGACAGUGACAUUGCAGAUCUUGUACCCGCUAGAGAGGCAAACGUCAAGUGUCCGCAAGUCGUGAUCCGCUUCUACGAAGAGCGCCUUACUUGGCAUACCCCAGAUGCCCAGAACUCUACGCAGCCCACCGGUGACGCCACCAAAGCUUAA